Messenger RNA from Mixia osmundae IAM 14324, 941 nucleotides. RefSeq lists its product as uncharacterized. The record is from RefSeq and is a predicted model, not a curated record. Lineage: Eukaryota; Fungi; Basidiomycota; Mixiomycetes; Mixiales; Mixiaceae. Bases 52 to 909 code for a protein of 285 amino acids. Gene Ontology annotation, molecular function: ribosomal large subunit binding. The transcript has 4 exons. Gene Ontology annotation, biological process: translation. Gene Ontology annotation, cellular component: mitochondrion.
CUGCCACCAGCGACGCUCUGUGACCCACUCUGUCUGCCCCCAAACGACCCGAUGAGUCUCGUGCGCGGCAGGGACAGCUUUGUCAAGCUCUUGUGUGUCUGUCAGUGCCAGCUCGGUGUCCCUCGAACGACCAUCAUACGCACCUCCAAACGUCGGCUCCUCGCACGCCAGCAUGCCUCCUUUCAGACACCUGCCCUUGCUAUCCGAGCGAGUCUGACCACGUCUGCACAAGCGCUCAAGUCCAAGGGCAAGGGAAAGAGCAAGGGCAAGACGGCCGCCAACAUCGACACCGCAGAGAUGGGCGACACCUCCCUGCCGUCAGAGAGCUUUCACAUGGAUGAGCACGAAAAGGCAAUGCGCAAUGCGAUCGACAGGCUCCGGGUAGCACUCAAGUCAACGGUCGAUAGGGUAGGAAGAGUCAACCCGAGCAUCCUGUCCAGUGUCAAGGUCGAGCUGCCUAUCGACAUCGACGGGCGCGUCGAGAAGCGGCAACAGCCUCUGCUCGACCUCGCGCUCGUCAAAGUCAAGGACGCCGUCACGCUCCUCGUGUCAGCUUUUGAUCCUGAUAACCUCAAAGAGAUUGAGCGCGCUAUUGGCAUCGCGAAUCUGGGCUUGACGCCCAACCGGAUUGACAAGCAGACGCUGUCGAUAUCAGUGCCAAAGCCGACAGUCGAGUCCCGUCAGGUGCUUUCACGGCAGGCCCAAACGCUCUGUGAGCAUGCGCGGACGAGCAUACGUACCAGUCGCAACCUCGGUAUGAAAGAGAUCAGAUCUGAUCAGGACCGCAAAGUCAUUGGAGAAGACGAAUCUCGCAAGCAAGGCAAAAAACUCGACGAACUCAGCCGUAGGCACACGAAGGAGGUCGAUGACAUCUUUGAUGCCGCUAGCAAGAUCAUAUUAGACAAAUAGUCCAUUGCAUACCAUCCUGUCUAUGCUACGCG